AUGCCUCGUGCUCCAAGAACUUACUCCAAGACUUACUCCGUCCCAAAGCAACCUUAUGAAUCUGCUCGUUUAGAUGCUGAAUUAAAGCUUGCUGGUGAAUUCGGUUUAAAGAACAAGAGAGAAAUCUACAGAAUUAACUUCCAAUUAUCCAAGAUUAGAAGAGCUGCUCGUGACCUUUUAACCAGAGACGAAAAGGAUCCAAAGAGAUUAUUCGAAGGUAAUGCUUUGAUCAGAAGAUUGGUCAGAGUUGGUGUCUUAUCUGAAGACAAGAUGAAGUUAGAUUAUGUUUUGGCUUUAUCUCCAGAAGAUUUCUUGGAAAGAAGAUUACAAACUCAAGUCUUCAAGUUAGGUUUAGCUAGAUCUAUCCACCACGCUAGAGUUUUAAUCACCCAAAGACACAUUGCUGUUGGUAAGCAAAUUGUCAACAUUCCAUCUUUCAUGGUUAGAUUAGACUCCCAAAAGCACAUUGAUUUCGCUCCAAACUCCCCAUACGGAGGUGGAAGAGCCGGAAGAGUUAAGAGAAAGAACCAAGCUAAGAACUCUGAAGGUGCUGAAGACGAAGAAUAA
Messenger RNA from Dujonia railenensis, 567 nucleotides. Lineage: Eukaryota; Fungi; Ascomycota; Pichiomycetes; Serinales; Debaryomycetaceae. The record is from the annotation of a GenBank genome assembly.